AUGAUGGCCCGUCCACUCAUCACCACCUUCUUCUCCGCACUCGUCCUCCUAACCCAUCUCCUCCUCCACGUCGGUGCCAGCCCUCUAGCCGAACAGGCUCCUCUCACCGACACAACCACCACCAACUACAACCUCGACACCGACACCGACACCGACACCCUCAUCCCCUCCUCCUCCGACCUCAACACCGACUUCGCCCCCCCAUCCUGGUUCACCUCGACCCUCCUGGCGCGCCGCCUCCUCGCCCUCUCCCGCACCGGCACCGCCUCCACCAUCUUCCCCUCCCCACUGCCCCCCAACUCGCACACGCCCCCCUCCCUGGCAGGCCACUCCACAACCCAAACCGAAUACCUGGCCGACUGCGACCCCUACCUCCCCGCCAACGACACCUCCUCCGAAUCCCCCCGUGGGCUCGGCAACCCGACCUUCCUGGCCCUGCACGUGGCCACCACCUUCCGCAACACCGCCGCGGGGUCCAACAUCUCGCUCUCGCUCGACUGGUGGGACCACGUCAACGACACCACCCCCGUGUGGCCCGGGUUCCCGCUCAGCGAGGCCGGAUUACCCCGCGUCACGCUGUUCGGGUAUGUCGAGCCGUUCGAGACGCCUGUGCCCGAGGCGGUGGAGAGCGCGUUGACGAAGUGUUUCCUGGAGAAGCAUCCUGAUGCUGAGGCGUGGUUGCCUGGAAAGGAGGGCGCGCCGCAUAGUAGUUAUUGGGCAAGGUUGAGGGUGGAGCAGGUUUAUUGGAUUGGAGGGUUUGGCGGGUUGCAGAGGAUUGGGUGGUUGAAUGUUAGUGAGUGGAAGGGGAUCACGCAGUGGGGGAGUGGUGGUGGUGGGGGUGGGUUUGGGGAUGGGAGUGGGAGGGGGUGGGGGGAUGUGAGGUUACCUGGGGAGAAGGAGUAA
This is a messenger RNA of Aspergillus welwitschiae, 903 nucleotides long. RefSeq lists its product as uncharacterized. The coding region runs from base 1 to 903 and encodes 300 amino acids. The transcript has a single exon. Lineage: Eukaryota; Fungi; Ascomycota; Eurotiomycetes; Eurotiales; Aspergillaceae. The record is from RefSeq and is a predicted model, not a curated record.